CAAACCAAGGCCCCGGCGCCAGCCUGCGCUGCGCACAGCUUCCAAGGAAGGAGUGGUUGGGCAGAAGGGGGGUGUGGUAACUAGACUCCCGUUAAACUCCCAGCAAGUGCACGACCACUGUGGACAUGCAUUUCCAAGCUCUCCAUGAGACCCGAUGGAAGCUGAGCCUGUCCCGAGAGGAGUGACCAGAAAUGACCUGACUGCAAAGAGUCAAAGCAGCAGUGGAGAUCUGGGAAACCCUCUGAAGUUAGGGUCACGGUCACUUGGAGGAAAGGGGGAGGGGAAGCGGAAGAGGACACAGACCCUGCUUGCGAAGGGAAUGCGUCGGCUAGCAAGAAAUCGGUGGAUGUCGGCUGUGCUGACAGCUGUUCAGGUAGGGUAGGUCUGGCAAGCGCCCAAUGCUGCAAGCUCCUUUGUCAGGAGCUGCCACCCUGCCCUGCCACGAAGCAUGGACUCCGGCGUGCCAGGCUUUGCUGCCCAUCUCCACCACCUCCGACUCUAAGUGAUGCUGAUUCACAUGACCUGGGAACCGAAGACUCCCAGCAGUCCGUGAAGUAAAGGGAAGGCGGUGCUGGAACCGCUAUAGACACCCACGGUGGUGAGAAACCUCCAUUUCAAGGCAUUUGCCAGCACGCCGGGAUGGAAGCCUCGACCUGGCGCUACUCCGGCUAUUUGCUUGAUAGCAAAAGUCAGACGAGAGAGCAAGACUCUCUUCUCCCUAGGGAAACCUCCAGGGUGAAACACAAAGAUUAUGCUCUGUGGAGUAAGAAGGAAGUCAGCCGGGAGGACCUGUGGUUUGAAGCGGAGCCAGGCGACCCCCUGGAUACCGGUUACGACGUGCACGUCUCUACUAAAAAGGUGCAGAUGAGCAAAAGGGUGUGCGAGAGCCGAUCCGGGGGGCUGGUGGCAGAGGAGUCGUGCUUGGAAGAACGGACUAUAACGAAAGGAAGUGGGAAGAGGUUUGUGGAAGGCGAAGCCUCGAUGAAGGUGGUGGAGAUGCAGCUCAGCCGGCCACACUUGGCAGAAGGGCCGGAGAGCAGGAAGGUGAACCCCAUUGUUUAUAGGCUGGAGGAAAAUGAAUUCAGCAUCUGCGGUCAAGAGGGGGAAAUUUCUCCUUUUGCCCAUCCGGAGCCUGCAGGGAAAAGGGAAGUGACAGAAAACAGAGCCCCACAGGUGCCGGGAAGCCUCGGGAGCGAGCCGGCAGCAAGCACGAGUGGAAAUAUGAUCAACACUUUCCAAGGAACCCUGAGGAAACAGAUAAGCCGCUCGGACUCGGAAAGCAGCACAGAGAGCAGACAAGUGAACAGACUGACAUUGAACUCUCCCUCCGAGGAAUUUAAACCCACUGUCCCCACCAGAUCAGAUAGCUGGGGGAGAGGAGCCUCAGCAAUGGACUGCGCGCUGCAAAGCAAGCAGGGCACGGCAGCUCCAUCUGCCUCGCACGCCCUCCAGGACAGCAGCGAUCAAGGAGGAAACUUCAGGCAGACAAUUAAUGCUGCCCCUCAGCCCGAAAGCUUCGCAGACCACCGCCCAAGUGGUCAGACUUGCGCAAAGGAUCCACUGGGAAAGCCAGAGAAAGUUGAGCAGGUAGUGGUCUCUGCCAUUGCAAGCUGCACUGUGGUCGCUAGAGAUGCUGACACGGAUCCAAGAGGGAACAGCGGCCUGGGCCUUGAGAGCAGAGGAGGUUUUGGAAGUGAGGCUGAGAUGGUGGGGUCCGACUCGAACAGCCAGGGUAGCUGCUCGCCAGCCCCCAGCCUGCAAACCAAGGAAAGCCUGGCAGUUGUUCUUAGCAAGGCCGUCACAAUGGCAGGGGUGCUGCAGGAACUGCCCCGCUGCCCAGCCAAAGCCAGCAAAAACCGGGCAGAAAUCACAUUGCAGAGCAAUGCAAUAAAAUUAACAGGAGAGAGGGUCCCAGGCCAGGAUCUCGCCCAGCAAGAGCAGAAAGUGAGGAGAAAUGAAGAGGACGAAAAGGUGCUGAAAGUGGCUGAUGUGAAGAAAACCUUUGAAAAGCACAAGUCGGCAGAGGGGAAAGCAGCAGCACCUCCACCCAAUCCUGCGAGAAAAGACACCAUGAGGCGAGUGGUACGGCAAAGCAAAUUUCGGCACGUGUUUGGCCAAGCCGUGAAAAAUGACCAGUGUUACGACGACAUCCGGGUUUCCCGCGUCACCUGGGAUAGCUCUUUCUGUGCGGUCAACCCCAAGUUCGUGGCGAUCAUCGUUGAAGCCAGCGGCGGUGGAGCCUUCCUGGUGCUGCCCCUGCACAAGACAGGUAGAAUUGACAAGUCUUACCCGACGGUGUGCGGUCACACGGGACCGGUGCUGGACAUAGACUGGUGUCCUCACAACGAUCAAGUCAUUGCCAGCGGCUCCGAGGACUGCACGGUCAUGGUGUGGCAGAUUGCAGAGAACGGCCUCACUCUCUCCUUGACGGAGCCCGUGGUGGUGUUAGAAGGCCAUUCGAAAAGAGUUGGCAUCGUGGCCUGGCAUCCGACCGCGCGCAACGUGCUGCUCAGUGCAGGUUGCGAUAACGUAGUCAUCAUCUGGAACGUGGGGACGGGCGAACCCCUCAUCAACCUGGACGACAUGCACUCGGACAUGAUUUACAACGUAAGCUGGAAUCGCAACGGCAGCCUGAUCUGCACGGCUUCCAAGGACAAAAAAGUCCGGGUCAUCGACCCCCGGAAACAAGAAAUCGUUGCUGAGAAAGAUAAGGCCCACGAGGGAGCACGACCCAUGAGAGCCAUUUUCCUCUCCGACGGCAACAUCUUCACCACCGGCUUCAGCCGCAUGAGCGAGCGGCAGCUUGCCCUGUGGAAUCCAAAAAAUAUGGAAGAGCCCAUCGCCCUUCACGAAAUGGACACCAGCAACGGGGUGCUGCUGCCCUUCUACGACCCAGACACCAAUAUCAUUUACUUGUGCGGCAAGGGUGACAGCAGCAUUCGCUACUUCGAGAUUACAGAUGAAUCCCCGUACGUCCACUACCUCAACACCUUCAGCAGCAAGGAGCCGCAGCGAGGGAUGGGGUUCAUGCCAAAGAGGGGCCUUGAUGUGAACAAGUGUGAGAUUGCCAGGUUCUUCAAGCUCCACGAGCGGAAGUGCGAGCCCAUCAUCAUGACGGUCCCUCGAAAGUCGGACCUCUUCCAAGAUGACCUGUAUCCCGACACGGCAGGCCCAGAAGCGGCUCUGGAAGCGGAGGAGUGGUUUGAGGGGAAGAACGCCGAUCCGAUCCUCAUUUCCUUGAAACAUGGGUACAUUCCCGGCAAAAACAGGGACCUCAAGGUGGUCAAGAAGAACAUACUGGACAACAAACCUGCCGCCAACAAGAAGAGCGACCUCAUCACCGCCCCAAAGAAAGCAGUAGACACCUCAAACAUUCAAAAUGAAGCCAAAUUGGAUGAGAUUUUGAAAGAGCUCAAAUCUAUAAAAGACACAAUCUCCAAUCAAGACGAGCGCAUUUCCAAGCUAGAACAGCAGAUGGCGAAGAUUGCAAACUGAGCGCCGCCGCGGGAGAGAGGAAAGGGAGCAGAACUCAAGCUGUUAGCUGGGUGCAGGGCUGCGGGAGGGCUGGGGAGGCACUGCCAUUCAAGAAGACAUUCCAUUUCAGAGGUUCGUCGAGCGGCACCGGCCGCCAUUGCGAUACGAACUUUAUCAUCCUCCGAAAUUCAGGUCAACGAAAGCCGACGAUUAAAAGCCAAGCUUUUUAGCGAGAGGUUUCUUUUUUUUUUUUUUUUUUUUUUCCCCCCCCUCCUGAUGUUUUAAUGAUUUUAUGUGACUCUUUUUUUUUUUGGUCAGACUUAAAAGAUCAAGUGCUACUUUUACAAUCUUGCUCCAGGUGUUUAUGAAUUCUUGAGGACAAACGGUUCCAACUUUCCACCGAGUGCCCAAAUAGCUUUUUUUUAAAUAGAAUUAGGGACCAAUGCCAUAUUGUUCUUAAUGAGUUUUUUUUAAGUUGCCAAACCCCCCCCCCCCCCCCAAACAAACCCCCUCAAAAUAACUUUUUACAUUUGUCCUAUAUGCCAUUUUUGCAGUAUUUGUGGGUUGGUUUUAUUUUUUCUUUAAUUGGAAGGGGCAGCAGUGUGUGCGUGUGUGUGAGACUGUGUGUGUUUAUACUGUUUCAGAGAACAAAAUCGAAGCUAUUUUGUACGAGCGUUCUUUUUUUUUUCCUUUUGAACAAUCAGAUCCGUUUCGUUCGCAGUGUGGACGAAGCUGUUGUAAAGACCCUGCAUAAACCCGUAUGAGCUGACUUGACUGCCUUUAUUUUUAUUUUUUUAACGUGUCCCCAACCACCGCCGCCUGCUUGGUUCAGAGUGAAGUAGCUUCAAGUCACUACAAAGCUCGUUCCCUAUUUCUGCGUGCUAAUGGGAUGAUCUCAUGUCCUGGAGUCAUGUUGCUGUUCCGCAGUUACCCCAUGCUUUGGAUUAUUUUGACCUUGUGACAAGAGCAUGUUGUGUUGUUGGCUGCGUGUUUCUUUUCUUUUCUUUCCUUUUUUUUUUUUUUUUUUUUUAAAGGCCUAAAUGCAUUUACACAAAAGACGUUUGUGUUAUUUAUCACCUGAACAUUAGGUUUAGGAUGUGCAAUGAAAUAUCUUAAGCCGAAUGCCCUGAAGGGUCACCUUGCAAGCUGAUGGGAUGGUAGCUUGUAGCCAAGGUGUCCAUGCCGGCCGUUCCAGUGAAUAUUGUUCAUCUGUACUAGAGCAGCAAAGGCUCCUUGGUAACUCCUUGGCUAAGAAGUGUUUAAAUCUGUGAGCUGACAGUACUUCUGCCCCUGUUUUGAUGCUGGUGUGAGAGCUUUCAGUCCUGGGGUUGCUUCCAAAGCAGCAUUAAAAACAGCUUGGGUGAUUGUAGUGCGACAGAUCUCAAUCCUUCCCACCCUCCACCUCUCCAGCCCCUUUUUCUCCCUCUCACUCCUGCCUUGCAACCCCACCAGCUACAGUAAAAUCUUAUCCCAGGGAACUGAAGGUUUCCCAUGAUGUAAGUGGCCUUUAUCGCGAGCCCUGUUGCAAUCCAAGUUUACUUUUGUCCCCCAACUCAUUCCUUGCCCUAGCCUUUGAGAUCCUCCAGUGAAAGGUUAUGUACAAGUCAGCCUCCCCAAUACGGGACUGUGCAAGAGGCUCCGCUGUACGACACAGAGGGGUGUUUGACACCGGGUGACGAACGUCAUCUCCCAGUGGGACCCCUGCUUCGUAUUCCAACCGGGUUCAACACCUGCUGGGCCGAAGCACGUCAGAUGUCUGGUGGUCCAGCAUGGGUUGCUGCGACGGGUGGUGAACUCCAUGGAGCCUACCCGUUAUCGUGACGGGCCGUGCCAGCAGCGCUUGGGAGGGCGGGAGGUGGAACGACACACAUUUGAUUCCUCUUGGCAAACGUGAAGCCGGCCUGUGUGACGGAGGAAAGCCUGUAGCAGAGAGUCAGCUGAUGAGUCUCAAAUGCCUUCAGGUUUGACCCUUGGGUUGCCUCGCUGCAGCUUUAAUAUCUAUGCACAUUUGCAUACGCUUGCAGGGCGUGCACACCACACAUGCAUGUGUGCGCGCGCACGCACACACACACGCCAACAUGCCCAGCUGACCCUUCGGGAGUCUCCUCCACAAGACAGCCUUUGAAUGCGGUGGGUCUGUAUUCCUUCCCAGAGCGCGCUCUGGCCAUCUUCUCCACUAGGUUAGCUAGACUUUCUCAAGUUCUCCGUUUUCUUGUAUUUGCAUGUUCAAAACUUAACGAUUAAGGAUUCUCUGUUCUGGAAGGCUGUGAGUGUUUGUGACAAUGUGAAGUCGUACCAUUUUGGGACAGUCAAGUGAUGUUGUUAGCUGGUGAAGCACAAGCCAUUUGAUGUGAAAGGACAGAGAACGUGUACAGUUCCACAGGAUGGAAAGCUUCAUUAAGGUAGUGAUGGGUAUAUCUUUUUUCUUUAAGAAAGCAGUGAGCAGAGCAGCAAGGCAAACACCCUUCGCCUUGCGCAUUGAAGAAAACUUGCUGGAGUUUGACUAGAGGUUGGAUUUGCAGUCCGGGCAUUCAGCACGCUCUGAACAUUUGGGUGGUUUUUCACUGCAGCAGAUUGGGGGGGGGCGUUUGUGAGACAGCUGAGCACGACUCUUCCCCCGGGUAGCAAUCUCCAUGUCAAUCUGUACGUCUGACUUCAGGGUUGUGCGCUAGGGACGUGUUGUUCUUUUAAUCAAUGGGAAUGAAGUUUCUGAAAUGCCAGGUUUUACUGCCCAAACAGCGUUGGUGCAAGGUUGGCGGUUUUAAGGAGAAGGGGGCGGGGAAAGGUCCUCCUUGAUUUUUUUAGUUACUAGCUUGUAUUUUAUUUAAAUGAACUGAUGAUGCCUAGCCAGGCUCAGCCAGAGUCAGUGCCUGAAGCUUUUUUUUUUUUUUUUUUUUUUUUUUUUUUUUUUUUUUU
Molecule: messenger RNA, 6390 nt
Organism: Alligator sinensis (Chinese alligator)
Lineage: Eukaryota; Metazoa; Chordata; Crocodylia; Alligatoridae
Gene: CORO1C
Product: coronin 1C
Exons: 11
Coding region: 640-3495 (951 amino acids)
Biological process (GO): actin filament organization; neural crest cell migration
Molecular function (GO): actin filament binding
Source: RefSeq, a predicted model, not a curated record